This is a messenger RNA of Camellia sinensis, 740 nucleotides long. The record is from RefSeq and is a predicted model, not a curated record. Lineage: Eukaryota; Viridiplantae; Streptophyta; Magnoliopsida; Ericales; Theaceae.
CCCCUCCCCCCAAAAUCCCCAAUCUGUUCAACCAAAAUCCCCAAUCGGGUUCUCGCCGAACCCAUACGUUUCUCAUCCGCCCCUUCCUUCUUCAGCUACCAAAUCCACGGCCUUCUUAAACUCUCACAAAUGGGCAUGUUCCGGUGCGGUUCACUGCCGGUUGAUGGAUGCGGCUCAUCCCGGAAUCGUGCCAAUGCACAAAGUCAACUUCGAUGCCAAGAACGAGUACGAGAUGAUUCAGAACUACAAAGUUCUUCAAGAUGUCUUUAACAAAAUGAAGAUUACCAAGCACAUUGAGGUGAACAAAUUAGUGAAAGGAAGGCCCUUGGAUAAUCUGGAGUUUAUGCAAUGGAUGAAGCGGUACUGUGAUUCGGUUAGUGGAGGGGUUCUGUACAGGAGAUAGUGAUGUCACAAAAAACCAGUAGACCCGAUUAAAGUUUACUCUGAGAGAUAUGCAGUUGUUCCUGAUGACAACGUAAGUGUUCUUUCCACAGUUUUCAUUGUCUUCAUUACUGGUGUUUAAAUAGUUGGUUUCUCCAAAAGAUUAUAAUUUGCAACUGUUAUCUAUUUAUUUGUAGGUCAAAAGGAUAAAUUUUGCCGAGGGGAAGAUCUGAUUCUAGAAGUAAGGAAUUUGCAGCUUGAUUUUUGAAAUAGGCUCAAAAUUGAGAUCUUGUUGGAAAUUUUUUAUUUUUUUUAUUUUUUUUGUAAGAGCAUUUAAAUAUCCAAUGUGCUGAUUGGUG